This is a messenger RNA of Ostreococcus tauri, 708 nucleotides long. RefSeq lists its product as hypothetical. The coding region runs from base 1 to 708 and encodes 235 amino acids. Lineage: Eukaryota; Viridiplantae; Chlorophyta; Mamiellophyceae; Mamiellales; Bathycoccaceae. The transcript has a single exon. The record is from RefSeq and is a predicted model, not a curated record.
AUGUUCACCAGAGAGGGCGAUCCUAACGACGCCCGCGGGCCGUCGAUGACGGUCCAACACGCCGAGCGUCAGAGGAUCGCGGCGGCGGCGCAUUUAAGAGAGUGCUUCCCUCGAGCCGUCGAGAAAACGCUCGAGCUCGCGCUGGACGCGCACGGAGGCUCGGUCGAGCUCGCCAAGGACGCUUUGAAUGAUUUCUUCCGCGACGACGCGCGCGGGGAGGGGCGACGAUCGCGGAGAGAUGAGGACGCGGACGCGCGGGACGAGGGGCGAAGACGCAAGCGCGAGCGCGCGCGGCGGUCGAGGUCGACGUCGCGCGAUGGGAAGGGAAAGAGGGAGAAAAAGGAGAAGAAAGAGAAACGAGAGAAACGAGAGAAGCGAGAUCGACGAUCGAGGUCGAGAUCGAGGUCGAAGGAGGAGCGCGUGAUGUUCGGGAACGACGAGGAGGAGCGAAGGCGAGAGCUGGCGAACGAACGCAAGCGCGCGGAGGAGGCGAGGCAGAAGGAGGUCCUGGAGCGCAUGCGCGCGGAGAGAGGUCAAGGAAGUGACGUGGAUAAUAUGCGCGAGCAAGAGUUGCUCCGGCACAAGCUUCAGAUCGCGCACAAGGUUGGCGACGCGCGAGAGGUGGAGCGGUUGAAGGCGUUGUUGUCUCGCGACGUCUCGCUCGAUCGAGCGGCGAGGGCGAAUUACGGAUUUCGACCGAACGACUGA